AUGGCGGAGUAUUCAAGGCAGGAACUGCCAAUGGCGGCAGGCGAUUGUCGAGUCAUCCACGUAUUUCCAACGAUGCUCGGCGUCCAGGAGCGCGUCGUUACUCAUGGCGAGGAAGCACAGGGGCCCCAUUCUACUCCCCUGGGGGACUCCGUCAACCUUUUGUUGGGACAACAGUCCGGGUUCACCAAGUACCCAAGCUUUCUGUGCAUGGGGGAUGGUAAGGACAAAGCUAAUCACUACACUAAGGACUGGCCUGCGCGAGAGGAAGUGGUGCUUAGCAGGGCAAGAAACAUCAUCAACAACAUUCUGGUGGACAGAGACAGGAUAGUCCUCCCACUGCUGCACAUCAAGCUCGAUUUGCUCCAGCAGUUCACCAAAGCUCUGGACAAGGAUGGUGGCUGCUUGACUUAUUUGUGCCGGGCUGUUCCAGGAUUAACCACAGAAAAGUUGAAAUCCGUCAGCUCAUCAGUGAUUCUGAUUUUGAAAACUCAGAACGGGAAGCACCACGACCCGGACGACAUCGAGCUGAGCGUCGUGCGCUACAAGCCGGACGGGAUCGACGCGCUCGCAAGGACCACCAAGUUCAGCAAGAAGGACCUUCAGCUGAUCUACAGGGGAUUUAAAGCCGAGUGUCCCAAUGGCUUCGUCAGCGAGGAGACUUUUAAAGGGAUCUAUUCUCAGUUCUUUCCUCAAGGAGACGCAACAGCCUACGCUCAUUACGUAUUCAACGCGUUCGACGUCGAGCAACAAGGGUCGAUCAGUUUUGAGGAGUUCGUGACGAUCCUGUCGGAGCUGUCGCGGGGCAGCGUGACGGAGAAGCUGCGCUGGGCCUUCAACCUGUACGACAUCAACGGCGACGGAUACAUCACCAAGGAGGAGAUGCUGGACAUCGUGACGGCCAUCUACUCGCUGGUCGGCCGCAACGCCAUCCCCGCCGUCGAGGAGAACACCACGCAGGAGCACGUCGACAGGAUAUUCGAGAAACUCGACAUCAACGGAGAUGGAAUGGUGACUCUCGAUGAAUUUAUGGAAAUAUGCACACAGGACGAGACCAUCGCCAACUCGCUGACGAUCCUGGACACGAACUUCUGACCCGAGGCCCCGCCCAGCGCCGCCGCCGCCGCCCUGCUCGCGCCCGUCGCCGCGCCGCAGGACCUCAACUGCAACAUGUAGAGGCGGCUCCCUCAGGCUGCCGCGCCU
Penaeus chinensis is the source of this 1200-nucleotide messenger RNA. Its product is annotated as Kv channel-interacting protein 1-like. The transcript has 8 exons. Bases 1 to 1092 code for a protein of 363 amino acids. Gene Ontology annotation, molecular function: calcium ion binding. Lineage: Eukaryota; Metazoa; Arthropoda; Malacostraca; Decapoda; Penaeidae. The record is from RefSeq and is a predicted model, not a curated record.